This is a messenger RNA of Polyodon spathula (Mississippi paddlefish), 3159 nucleotides long. Its product is annotated as rho guanine nucleotide exchange factor 2-like. The record is from RefSeq and is a predicted model, not a curated record. Gene Ontology annotation, biological process: cell morphogenesis; regulation of Rho protein signal transduction; chorismate metabolic process. The coding region runs from base 117 to 2921 and encodes 934 amino acids. Gene Ontology annotation, molecular function: microtubule binding; guanyl-nucleotide exchange factor activity. Gene Ontology annotation, cellular component: cytoskeleton; ruffle membrane. NCBI's taxonomy places the organism in Eukaryota, Metazoa, Chordata, Actinopteri, Acipenseriformes, Polyodontidae. The transcript has 20 exons.
UGGGUGCAGCAGCAGCAGCAGCAGGGCUAGUGUGAGUUUCUAACCCUGCUGUCUAGUCAUUGUUUAUAAGGGCUGUGAAUCCCAGAAUCUUGUAUUAAAAUAAUUCCACCCUUAACAUGAUGUGUGUGUCUGUCUCUUGCUGGCUGUGUCUCUCUCUCUCUCUCUCUCUCUCUCUGAUCCUCCUCUCCUGUUUUGCAGCCUGCAAUGUCACCAUUCACAACCGCUGCCGGGACACCUUGCCGAACUGCACCAAGAUGAAGCAGAAGCAGCAGAAGUUGGCCCUGGUGCGGAAUAGCUCAGCCAUUCAGAAUGUGGCUCUUCGCAAUAAGUCCCCCAUGAAUGUCAGGGAGCGCCCCAGCUCAGCCAUCUACCCCUCGGACAGUUUACGACAGUCCCUGCUGGGGUCACGCAGAGUUCGAUCAGGGCUGCUUUCCAAGAGCGUCUCCACCAACAACAUCGCAGGUAAUCUGAAUGAUGACGCCCCGCUUGGUCUGCGGCGGAUUCUGUCCCAGUCCACAGAUUCACUGAACUUCAGAAACAGAGCCAUGUCCAUCGAGUCCCUCAACGAUGAAGGGGAGCAGUUCUACUCUCAGAUGCUGAGUGAGCUUGAGGCGGAGGAGGAGGAUUUCAAGGCAGAUUCCUGGAGCCUGGCCGUCGACACCAACUUCCUGCAGCAGCAGCGCAAAGACGUGAUGAAGAGGCAGGAUGUGAUCUACGAGCUGAUCCAGACAGAGCUGCACCAUGUACGCACUCUCAGGAUCAUGGCCGAGGUCUUCCGCAGGGGGAUGCUGGAGGAGCUGCAGGUUGAACCCGCUCUCGUCCAUGCUGUGUUCCCCUGCCUUGACGAGCUCACCGACAUCCACGUCAACUUCCUGUCCCAGCUGCUGCGCCGCAGGAAGGAGUCGCUCGCCCCGGGCAGCCAGAGAAACUUCAUCAUCACACAGCUCGGAGACAUCCUGCGGUCACAGUUCUCUGGCUGCAGUGCUGAUCGGAUGCGGAAGGCCUAUGUGGAGUUCUGCAGUCGACACAACAAGUCAGUGAAGCAGUACAAGGAGCUCCUGGCCAGAGACAAGCGCUUCCAGCAGUUCAUCAGGAGGGUGAGCCGCGGGUCUCUGCUGCGGCGUCACGGUGUGCAGGAGUGCAUCCUGCUCGUCACACAGAGAGUCACCAAGUACCCCGUCCUCGUCGACCGCAUCCUGCACAACACUAAAGGUAAUGAGGAGGAGUCUACAGCCCUGAAGGAGGCCCUGGUCCUGAUCCGGGAGCUGCUCAGCUCAGUGGAUCAGGAGGUCCAUGAUCUGGAGAGGACUCAGCGCCUGCAGGAGAUCUACUCCCGUCUGGAUCCGCGGGCUGAGACUAGCGUGCAGGGGAACCAGGCCGAGACCAUGGGGCUGGGUAGUGGGGCCUUCCGCAGCGGAGAGAUCAUGCGCAGGAGGUUGAUGCACGAGGGGCCCCUGCUCUGGAAGACUGGCUCCCGGUUCAAGGAUGUCCAGGUCUUGCUGAUGACAGAUAUUUUGGUGUUUCUGCAAGAGAAGGACCAGAAAUACACCUUCCCCAUUCUGGACAAGCCCCCUGUGGUUUCUCUGAAGAACCUGAUUGUGCGUGACAUCGCUAACCAGGAGAGAGGCAUGUUCCUGAUCUGUGACUCCACCCCCCCGGUGAUGUAUGAGAUCCACGCGGCCUCCCGCGAGGACCGCAACACCUGGAUGAAGCUCAUCAAGCAGACUGUCAGCAGCUGUCCUUGUCCGGAGGAGUUUCCUUUGAUCGAGACGGAAGACGAGGCUCUGCUGCGCAAACUCAGGGGCGCUAUCCAGCAGAAGGACAGGGAGCUGGUGGAGCUGCUGGAGGAGAGAGUCAGCCUGUUCUCGGAGGUGCUGGAGGUCCAGGCUGGGGAGGGGGUUUCGCUCUGCAUCAACACCCGAAACCUAUUCCGAGCAGAGACCCCCGAGGCCCCCCGGGGAGAGAAGCUCAUCAUAGAGGCCAUCCGCGAGGUGGAGAGACUGGGAGAGCUGCUGGUGGGAACUGGAGUAGAGCUGACGGUUACUGGAGACCAGAAUCACAGCAUCCACAGGGGGGAGCCAGAGGGGCAGGCCAGCCUCGCACCCAAUGGAGAGGAAGUGUCAGUCAAUGGGACCCACGAAUUCUGCAGGACAGACUCGAACCCGGAGCACAGGGAUCGGAAUGGAAACCGAAUGCAAGAGAAUUCCAGCAGUGAGGUGUUGUUUCAGGGGCUGGUGAACCUCAAUGUGAAGCUCCACGCACUGCAGGCCGCAGUGUUGCAGCAGGACAGUCUGGUGGAGCUCUGUCUGAGAGGCUGCUCCCUGCCGGGGGGAGUGGCUGGGAGAGAGAAGGGGCGGGACAAGCUGAGCCGCUCCCUAUCACGUGACGGGGGUCUCGAUGCUGCCCUGGGUGGAGGCACAGAGCUGGUGCUGCUGCAGAGACAGCACUCCCUGAUCCAGGAGGAGCUGUCUCGAACCCGGGGCAGCGAAGCCCGGCUGCGGGACAGCGAGAGGGCCAGGGCAGAGAACGAGAGGCAGCUUAGAGAGCUACGGGAGCACAGCGCCGCCCUGCAGGCCAAACUGGACAUUCUGCAGGCGCAGGAGGCAGACAAGAGACCCAGGCACAGCCGACAGAACAGCCUGCCCAGCGAGGGAGAGCUGAGGCAGGGCAGAGCGGGGCAGGCUGCGCGCAGGGGGAGUGAGGGGGACGACGUCACGGGGGCUCCUCUGCCAUCGGACCAGACCGACCAAUCACAGCGCGUGCAAGAGGACUGCAGCGACCCCGAAGUGAACUCUGAGGACGAGGAGGAGGCAGACGAGCUCUCCACAGGGUCAAGCAGCCCGAGAGAAUUCCAUGGGAUGCACGACAUUCCGGAAGAAAGCGAGUGCGGAGCGGAGCAGCGGGAGGCGGGGCCAGACUGAACCAGCGACCCCUGUGAACUCUAAACCCUGACCCUCGAAGAAUGCAGUGGAGAAGAGAAUGAAACUCAAACCCACGUAGUUCUGAGCAGCCAGCAGAGAACGCAGGCCGACUGGGACGAGAUCUCAACACUGGGUUUUAAAGGGGGGGGGGGGGUUAUAACUAGACCUGAAUUACUAGAAGCAGAUCAGAUUUGCUAUUUAACUAAACUCCACUUUUUAUAUAUAUUUAUAUAUAUAU